Molecule: messenger RNA, 7558 nt
Organism: Tachysurus fulvidraco (yellow catfish)
Lineage: Eukaryota; Metazoa; Chordata; Actinopteri; Siluriformes; Bagridae
Product: potassium voltage-gated channel subfamily A member 2
Exons: 4
Coding region: 751-2232 (493 amino acids)
Biological process (GO): protein homooligomerization; potassium ion transmembrane transport
Cellular component (GO): membrane; dendrite; juxtaparanode region of axon
Molecular function (GO): delayed rectifier potassium channel activity; protein binding
Source: RefSeq, a predicted model, not a curated record
UGGAUAAGUGAGGAGUGGUACAGUGCGGCGCGUCCAUCCGCGAUGCCGUAGUCUUUUUGGUAUGCACAGCAUCGCUCCUCUGCAGCUUCUCUUUAACGCCUUAACGAACUGACUAAUGGUUACUUGGGGUAACACCGAGCCGUCAUAUUGCGACAAAGAGAUAUAAUAAAUAUACACACCACAGCGUUUCACCUGCAAGGCGAAGGACACAGACAGGUUUUCUCCUCUCGGUUGUGGCCGCGCUCGCUCGUUUCCUUGGAUACUACGUGAAGCGCUCGUGCCUUAUUUGCCUUUUUUCCUUUGCUUCAUAAGACUUGCCGUGAAGAUUGAGGUGCUCCGGGAGGAGGCAAGGACACACCCGAGUACUCUAUCUGCUUUCCACCUUUUCUUCUUCCACGCCAGUGAAAGACACGUCCAGUAUUACCGACAUUUAGAAAGAAGAGAUUUGGCAUCUCCAAAACACAGGCGCAGUAUCUCCUGGACUCUACCUGGUUUAUUCUUAUAAAGUUUAAUUUUUCAUGUGGAAUACUUAAGAGCUCAUACCAGAGGACCAGGAUCACCAUUUGAGGAAUUCAUGGAAAGAUGAAUAGGCAGAGCUCAGCCAUAACCAGACUGUGUUUACUUUUGGGUGAAGUGAAUCCUCUGGGAACACACUGUGGCAUUAAAACCCUUGUAAGACUUCACCCUUCAUUUUUGUCACACUGUGUUGUCUGGCUCAGGUAAAAAGUGCAGUCUUCACCUUCCUACAUAAUGACAGUGGCAACAGGAGAUCCCUCAGAUGAGUCAGCAGCACACCCAGGCCACCCUCAGGACUAUGACGCUGAGGGAGAACAGGAAUGCUGUGAAAGGGUUGUCAUAAACAUUUCUGGCCUGCGCUUUGAGACACAGCUCAAGACCCUCUCGCAAUUUCCUGAGACCCUGCUUGGUGAUCCAAAAAAGCGGAUGAGAUACUUUGACCCUUUAAGGAAUGAGUAUUUCUUUGAUAGAAACCGCCCAAGUUUUGAUGCCAUCCUGUACUACUACCAGUCUGGAGGAAGGUUACGGCGCCCUGUAAAUGUGACUCUGGAUAUAUUUUCAGAAGAAAUUCGAUUUUAUGAGCUUGGAGAGGAGGCUAUUGAAAUGUUCAGGGAGGAUGAAGGGUUCAUAAAGGAAGAGGAGAGGCCUUUGCCUGAUAAUGAAUUUCAGAAGCAGGUCUGGUUGCUCUUUGAGUUUCCAGAAAGUUCAGGACCAGCAAGGAUUAUAGCCAUUAUAUCUGUCAUGGUAAUUCUUAUUUCUAUUGUCAGCUUUUGUUUGGAGACUCUGCCUAUAUUCCGUAGUGAUGAAGAAGAUAUGCAUAAAGUCCGCACAUAUAAUAGUAACUCCACCACCAAUUAUGUGUCCACCUCCUUCACUAACCCUUUCUUCAUCUUGGAGACACUCUGCAUAAUCUGGUUCUCCUUUGAGUUCCUGGUUCGGUUCUUUGCCUGCCCCAGUAAAGCCAGCUUCUUUGUGAACAUAAUGAAUAUGAUUGAUGUGGUAGCCAUUAUCCCCUACUUCAUUACACUUGGAACAGAACUGGCAGAAAAAGCAGAGGAUGGCCAACAAGGGCAGCAGGCCAUGUCUUUAGCUAUCUUGCGAGUCAUCCGGCUUGUAAGGGUGUUCAGGAUCUUUAAGCUCUCACGUCACUCGAAGGGACUCCAAAUUCUUGGGCAAACCCUGAAAGCCAGCAUGAGAGAACUUGGGUUGCUUAUCUUCUUCCUCUUCAUUGGUGUCAUCCUCUUUUCCAGUGCUGUCUACUUUGCUGAAGCAGAUGAACCUGAAUCCCAGUUCUACAGUAUCCCAGAUGCCUUCUGGUGGGCUGUGGUUUCUAUGACAACUGUUGGGUAUGGAGAUAUGGUACCCACAACUAUUGGUGGCAAGAUUGUUGGUUCACUUUGUGCCAUCGCUGGUGUGCUGACCAUUGCUUUACCAGUGCCUGUAAUUGUCUCAAAUUUCAACUACUUCUACCACCGUGAAACAGAGGGUGAGGAGCAAGCUCAAUAUCUGCAGGUUAACACACCAAAAGCUGAUUCCCAAGAAGAAUUGAAAAGAAGUCAAAGUGUUUCUACCAUGAGCAAAUCUGACUAUAUGGAGAUUCAAGAAGGAAUGAACAACAGCAAUGAGGAUUUCCAGGAGGAAGAUCUUAAAAAAGGAAACUGCACUUUGGCCAACACAAACUAUGUGAAUAUCAAAAAAAUGCUGACUGAUGUAUAACUAACUAUAUUAUUGGAAAAUGGGAGAUAAGAGUGAGGAAGAUGGUAGCCUUAGUUUGCAAAUGAUCUGAGGCUUUAAAUCGUUAAAGGAUUAAAGAGGAUCAUGAUGAAUCAGAACCUCUGCUAUGGAUAUGAAACCUCUGCUAUUGAUCUGUUCUGCUGAGUAUAGCCAAGAUCAACCUAACCCUCUGUGUAAAAUUGUCUUCAUAUUCAAACAUCAUCAGAGUCUGCAUGCAGUUAGCUUUCAUCUCUGUGACUCGCACUGAAAAAGCUAAAUUCCUGUAACAGCAGUUAUUGUAGACACUAGAGGAGGAUGAAGAAACAUCCUAACUAAAGGGUUAACUUUAUGCCUCCAAAAAAAACACCUUGUACCAUGUAUGUAUCCUCACAGCAUAUCAUUCCCUCAAAGUUCAGCCACAUCUCUGUGCUUUUCCAAAGAAAAUGUUAUUGUGCUUCUUCUGCUAAAAAAAAAAACAAGGCCUCAUGGGGAGUGUAAUAGUAAUGAUAUAAGAUUAUGAACACAAAAAGUCCUCCAUUGCUGCUGCUUAUUAUAGAUGUCUGACAGAAGCAACAUCAAAACAACAACACACUCAGAUUCAAUCAUCUCCAAGCUUUUAAAACAGUUUUGCAACAGUGUCUUGCAACAGUCUCCAAUUGUUUUAAAAAGCAUCAUCUCUCUUGGUAACCUGCAAAGCUUUCAAGAAAGACUGAAUUUUUUUGUGCCAUAUUUUAUGUUCAUGAUAUGAAGUUUAUCAGAUUUAUGCAGCGUGUAUGUAUAGCUUUUUAUUAAUGAUACAGUCUAUCAUACCAGACCAGAUUAUGCUGAUGUUUGCAAACAAACAUUGGGUUAAUGUCAGCUUUAUGCUUUGGUUAGGAAAAAACACUGACCUAAACAUGCACCGAUUACAGUUACAUCAAUACACAAUAAGUUUAAUAAUGAGAACUAAUGGUCUUAUUCAGUCAAACCCUAAAUCUAGCUCUGAAUAUUCUUAAAACACAAGCUGCCUCUACCAAUGAUGAUAUUGUAGCAAAAUUCAUGUAGUGUGACAGUGGUGUGAUUAUGGAGCGAUGUUACGAAGGUACCACAGAAAUGAGCAGCUAGAGUUGUGUUGUAUUUCAGCUUGCAACAUUCUGAUCAUUUCAUUACUUUUUCUAAAGAGAUGGUUGAUGUUCAUUUUACCUGGGAAGUAAACAAGCCAUAUCGAUUUAACACUGUAAUAAAGCUUAGCAAAUAUUUAGCCAGUCGACCUAACAAAUUGGUAGCAUUCGUAUAAAUAUAUUGCCUUUUUUUAUUAUCAAUUAUCAAUAUUAGCUAUUUUAUGCAAAGAUCAAUUUUAGAUUAGUCUAUUUUUUUUAAUGUUAUUUCAUUCCUAACAAGAGGCUUGAUAGUACUGUUUAGACAUCGAGGGUGUCCAAAAUUUUGAGAUUACAUUUGGAAAUAAACAAUGGGUCAUGGAAUAUAGAAAUAAUUCUAUAGUUCUGAAAUAAUAACACAGAAAGUGAAUGUUGCAUAUUGUGAAUGUUAAAUAUUUAAAUCUUUUUCUAUUUCUAGGUCCCCAUUUAAACUUAAGUAAAUUUGUGAUAGUGACCACAUUAACUGCUUUAGACAAAAACUCAGAUUUUCCUUAUCUUAAUUUCUAUUACUGAUGCAUGUGUUCAGACAACACUCAAAUGUGUUUGAUGAAAAAUGGAUUUGAAAUUCGUUAUAAAUAUUUCAAAGAUUUUAAUUUUAAAUUAUAUUGUUGUCAGUAACAGGACUGUUAAUGGAAAUGGUGUAUUAAAUUAGAGAAGUAUGCAAAAUAGAAGUAUUUUUACUAGUGCUCUCAGAAUUUUGGACCCCGCUGUUUGUCUAAUUACUGUAUGUGUACUGAUUCUACUGUAAAACGAUGGUCUUGAGCACCAGUGCUGCUUUCAGGUUUCGUUUGGUUGUCAUUGUUUUUUGGUUUGUUUUGUUUUGUCUUUGGCUGUCAAAGACAUUGGGAUGUACAUAGUGACCUUUAGCUAGUGGCAGAGCAGCAGUACAUGACUAGAAUGACUUAAAAGGACACUGCAGUAGCUGCAACUGCAGUUUCCUAUUCCUCAUAACACCAGAUGACCUUCCCAGUGCAUACAAGUGAGACAUACAGUACAUGCUUGUUUACUUCUCUCAUUACAAGAAAAAGACUAUAAAUCAAUAGAUAUCAACAAUACUGAAAGGAUGACAAAGCCGUAUACCUUUCAUAUUGGUCAUACUGAGGUCAUACUGUGGUAGCUUGAGCAUUUGAUAAGGCCAGCAGUUAUUUUACUUAUUUGCCUUACAAUUGCAGCUAAUGCAGUAGGGGUACAGCUGGAUACAGUCUGUCUCUAUAUUCCAUUGCUUGCCAGGAAAUAAUGAAGGUGAAACCUAGUUUACUGUAGCAAUCAUAUUAUGCACGUGGUGCAUCUUUUUUCAUUUUACAUUUUUUGAAACACAGCCUGUAUGUGCUGAUGCAUACAGGCAGAAUUCCUUACAGCUUUUAGCUGUCAGCUUUGUUUUAGCAGAGUAUAGAAAUGCAUUCAUGUAAAGUUCAUAUUUAGGUCAUUUGCAUUCAAGACCUUAGUUGGAGGUAAAGAGAAAAAAACUGUAUGCACAUUGUACAUAGCCAGUGCCUAUAGGAUUUGCAUAUAAUAACUUUAAUGCAACAGACAGGGAGCUUUAGUCUAUGCAUGGAAAGGUACACAAAAGGAAUGUAUCAUCCCAUUUCCUGAACACUUGCACACUGGAUAUUUUCUUUCUUUUGUUUCAUUUUUACCUGGAAGCAUCAGGUGUUGGACCUGAAACUGAAAAAAUGUAUUUUUGUCUGAAUGACAUACAGUACAUUUAGCAUAUUAAGCACUUUUAAAUGCCAUCAUAUUGAUUGCAGAUAUUGUUUUGUUGUUGUUGUUUUUUUUUUUUUAGUUAGUUAUUUUGUUGUGUGUUUUAUUUGGAGCACUGAAUGUCUUAAGUAAUUGUUGUUAUAAGCAUCCUGCGAUCAUUCCAUUGCCAAGGAAUGGAAAAACGCACUCACCUCUUAUUCUAUUGUGCAUUUGUGUAUAUAGGACUGAAUGUUAAUAAGAUAUAUCAAGCUUAACUGAGAUAAGUAAGUGCAAUAUACUGUAUAUUAGUUACAAAUGACGUGGAAAGAUCUGAAACAAUUUAUCCCAAUUUUACCCAGACUACUAUAACCAAUGAGAUUUGAGACUUGCUUUGCCACGAUGCCACUUAUCAUUAGCAACCCAAACAGAAAAGCGGUAUAAACAUGAAUUUAUAUAACAGUGGAAUAUUUAAGAUUUUAUAUCAGUUAAGAGUUGGCUAUGCUUAUCUCAAGCACCCAAAGCAAUUACAUAUAUUUUUAAUGUGACUCAGUGUAUUUCAGCUGCUUUCACCGUGUCAUUAAUGCCUGUGACUUCACUGAGUGCUGAUGGAAUCAGCAAGGUUAAAACUGGAUCUCAUUACUCAAUUAUGCAAACCUGUUUUGUGUGUGUUGAGCAUGAUUCGUAAACCGUGUAUCUGUGUAUCUACGCACCACUGUUUGGAGAGUUUUGGAACUCUUAUUCAUGUUUGUUUCAUAAGGAACAAUCACCCUAGAGCUUUAUAACUGCAGUCUGAUCAGGUGUUUAAAUAAUGCAGAUUUUGGGCAGAGGUGUGGGCAGUACACAUAUAUACAGCAUUAUACUGUAUUUAAACAGAGUUAAAGAUCAGCAUGUCUGUAUAGUUCUGUGCAAAAUCUGUUAAACAACUACCCGAUAAACUGCAGAGAAGUGCAUUAGACUGCAAGCAUAAGUGACAUUAUAGUUUAUACCUAUCACUCUUCAUAUCAGUAAAGCCUAGCAAGUACAGUAUGCUCUAGAACAUAGUCAUUUCUUUUUUCUAUGAAAACAACAUUUACAAAAACAUACAUAAGAUUAGAAUAGGGAGGGAAAUUAAAUUCUGCACAUUCUUUUGUCUAAUAAGAUGCACUUUAAUAGUACAAUAAGAUGACAAUCUAAUGACUGACACUAAGCAUAUAACAUUUUCAAAUGUCAAUUCAUGUCUUAAUGUUACAUCGAAAAUGAAAAUGAGAAGCAAUUGUAAACCUGUGUUUGCAUUUUAUUUUUCUGCGUUCAAUGAAACAUCAAGUGUGUGUGUGUGUGUGUGUGCAGUACAUCUUCCCUUUAGGCAUUAUCAAAAUGUGAAUGUGGUGCUCAGAGGAAAAUUAUUACUACUAUUAUUAAACAAAGGAAAGACUGCCAUGUCAUAAAGUCAACAACUCAAAGAACAACACCACAAUCAGGAGAGUUUUCACUCAAGCUAUCUAUUAUUAGUCAAUUAGCUAUACAGGAGGCAAACACAGCUUUUUUUGCACAAUGUUUGACCCAUGUGUAAUAUAGUGCCCCUAUGUAAAUAUAUUAGUAGGAGAAUAGUAUGACUAUAAACAGACAAUUAUUGAGUAGAAUAAAAGAUUAGCAGAAUAAGGAAGGAAUUUCUAUUCAUCUGUUUUAAGCAUUGAAGAACUAGAUGGUGAUGUUCAAAGAUAUGCUUUGAGAGAGUGUUGGGAGGCUGACAGAAUAUUCACAGGAGACAGGAAUAGAUUAAACAGUGAGACAGGAGGAGGGAGGUGAAGAAUAGAACUUGACACCUUCACGCAGUGUUCAUCAUCAGGCAGUAUGAGCACACUAUUUAUUUUGACCAUUAGUUAAUCCUCACUUCCUGGAAAUGUUUAAGACUUCUGAAUGCCAAAACGUGUAUUGUUAAGAUUGAUUAUUAUAAGCAGACAUUUAGUUAUUAUCCUUUUGAUUUUUUUGGUUUGGUUUAUAUGUUUAACAUGGCUUAUGACAGUAGAUCAUAAGAUGAUGGAAGAUCAAGAGAAGAAGUCGAGCCUUUUGCCCUUCAUCAAGCUUGUUUCAUACUGAAUGUGAACCUAAAUAUGUACGAGGUUGGUUUAAAUUCCAGGAUAUUUACUCAGAUGUCUCUUAGAUGAUGCAGAAAAAACGCUGAUGAUACUCAAGAAAAUAGCACUGUUUGGUUUAUCUUUAUUGCCCCCUAGAGGUGUUCUACAUGUAUUUCACAUAACAGCACAACUGAGCUCCAUACAAUAAGGCACACAACCCAAGUGUACUGACACGAAUAAAUACCUGAUACAACUGCAUUGGAAAUGGAUAGUGCAUUUCUCAGUAUUGUCCUUUUGCUUAUCAGCUACAUUGAUUUUAAUAAAAUCAGAUAAGGGCUGUCAACAGCAACAUUGUGUACAAAUUAGAUAUAUAUGUAGAUUCUGGUUUAGGACAGUGCAGAAAAGAAAUCACUAUGUGUAAUGUCUGGCAUGAGAAAUAAUGCAGCACCGUUAAUGCAA